AUGGCUCAAUUAAAUCUACCACUUCGUAUAAUUGCUCAACCGAAGGCAUCAUCUCGCGAGAGAUAUUUAUGUGAAAUGGAUCGUAGUCGUAAUCGAUCACAUCGUUUUAUUCGUGCUGAAAGCAAUCCAAAUCAUUUGAACUAUCCUACAAUUGAAAUACCAAAACAAUGGGAUAGUGAAAACUUAUUUAUUCGUGUCACAUUAGUAACUGUAUGCAGCGAACAAGUGCCUGUGGUGUGCGUACAUCCUUAUCCAAUCAGUACUUCAGAACCAAAUGUUAUAGAAGACGCAAGAAGAAAUACUCUUUAUUUUCCAAUAUCCAAAGAAGAAUUAAAUGAUGGUUACAAGAGUUUUCAAAUUAUUCGUAGAAAAUUAACCUAUUAUGAAUUAAGAAAUUACGGAGAAUUUUCUCUUUUGAAUACAGAUGAAAAAGAUAUUCUACGUACAAAUGAUAUACAUGAUGCUCGAAAAGUAAUUGAUGUUUAUCAAUUAGGGAAAUCUCAAUUACUAUUUUCGAUAGCUGAAAAAUCUAAUGAUGAUCUAUUACCUGGUAUCUAUGACGAAACAUCUGUAUAUUCUCAUAUAAUGACUGCUACUACAGCAACACCUACGAAUAAUGACGAAUCGUUAGUUAGAUUUGUACCUAAGAAAGGAUGUUGGUUCGGCGGUGAUGAUAUUUUAAUGGUUAUUCCAAAACUUGAUAAGAGAAAAGUAUGUCAAGUAUGUUUUGAAUGCCCGUCAUCAAAUGAAAAAAGUUGGGUUCAUUUCGAAUUUGUGGAUAUGAAAACAAUUGCAUUCACAACUCCACCAUGUCCUACACAAGACAUUGGAAAUCAAAAUAUAGAAAUUCCAAUAGUUAUUAGUCAAAGUGGUGAAGAAAUUGCACGUGUUAAUUUUCUCUAUCAAUCACGUAAAUAA
This is a messenger RNA of Rotaria sp. Silwood2, 918 nucleotides long. Lineage: Eukaryota; Metazoa; Rotifera; Eurotatoria; Philodinida; Philodinidae. The record is from the annotation of a GenBank genome assembly.